Molecule: messenger RNA, 624 nt
Organism: Drosophila takahashii
Lineage: Eukaryota; Metazoa; Arthropoda; Insecta; Diptera; Drosophilidae
Source: RefSeq, a predicted model, not a curated record
GAAUCGCUAGACUGUGCUUAAAUAAAACACUUGACAGCACGAACAGCUAGAAAGUACAAUUUGUCAGAGCAAACACAUACAUAACUCUAUUUCAUUAGACCAGCUAUGCGAGCCUCUUUUCUGAUCAGCCGUAGGCAGCCCUGGAUGGGACAGCUGCUCCUCAUGGCCAGGAACAGGGCCCUCACCCUCCUGCUGAAGCUCUACAGGCGAACUCCCAUCUUCAGACCGCGCCACCUGCCAGGAAUAAAACGAACCAAAAAUGCUGGCCCUGCCGGCGAUGAUACGAUCGUGCCAUCCGCCAGCAAUAUCAACCUUUCCUGUCGCAUAUUGGGAAAGAACGCAAUUUUUGGCGGGUUUGUGCGGCUGGAUUUGUUACGGGAGGACCACUUCGAUACAGACAGCGACGUGGAGUUCGUGGAGGAUGAGGACAUUUUUCUGGAUCUGCAGAGCCUGCGGCGGCAGGGCAAUUUUGAGCUGGCCAUAAUGGCUGGUGGACAAUUGGAUGUGGACUCCGAAGAAGAUGGGGAAUACGACGAUUACGACUGCGACUGCGAACAGUUCGCGAAGUAAAGGAGUGCGAGGGGGAGGACGAUCGGGUGCGGGAUCGGAUUGAGGGCGAUUUCG